AUGAGACUAUCCCCGAGUAUCGCGGUCUUCACUCUCGUCACCUACGUGACUGCGCUUCCCUCCCUCCAGGUCAUCCCCCGAGGCGAGCCGCAGUUGCCGCUUCUCGAUUCUUCGAUGACAAUCAAAGAAGCUGCACGCAAAUGUGGAGAUGAGGCGCAGCUCUCGUGCUGUGGUCGGGUCGUCAAAGCUGGGGAUCGUACCUCAGUCGACGAGGGGAUCGGCGCUGGACUUCUGAGCAACCUCGCCGGCGGUGGUUCAGGAAUAAGCAGCAUUCUGGCUUUUGAUCAAUGCUCCAAGUUGGAUGCACAAAUCGCUGUGCUUAUUGUACCUGUCCAGGAUCUGCUGAACCAGCACUGCAAGCAGAACGUGGCUUGUUGUCAGAAAAAUCCCGGCGAUUCGUCUUCAUCUGGUAUCGCUGCCAGUCUGCCGUGCAUUGCUUUGGGAUCCAUCGCGUAA
This is a messenger RNA of Aspergillus novofumigatus IBT 16806, 456 nucleotides long. RefSeq names its product hydrophobin family protein. Gene Ontology annotation, cellular component: fungal-type cell wall. Lineage: Eukaryota; Fungi; Ascomycota; Eurotiomycetes; Eurotiales; Aspergillaceae. Gene Ontology annotation, molecular function: structural constituent of cell wall. Bases 1 to 456 code for a protein of 151 amino acids. The transcript is spliced from 3 exons. The record is from RefSeq and is a predicted model, not a curated record.